CUGUUUAAUUUGAUAACAUUUUAACCAAUCAGAAUAACAUUUUGUUCUAGCCACAUAACUGUACAUAAGAGAGAAUUUAUUAUAUUGGUUAAACACACUGCGAGAAAUGUGUGCAGGUUUUACAACAUUUUGUGGAAUAAAACUUAAAGAAACUAUUACUAUGUUUAGUGAUUUUUUAGUUUUCGUCUAAUUAAUUUGUAUCUUAGAAACGCAAAGGAUAGAAUGUAUGUUAGUGGAAAGUGAAUAACUUAUUUGAGAUAAAAUCGCUGCACAAUACUGACUUUCUAACAGUAAUGUUAUAAAUUGCGUUGAAAACAAUGGACAAAACAAACACUGCGUCAUUACGCAGCAUGGCUCCUCAUUGGAGUCUUGCUGGAGACAAACAGCUCCUCAACAUUUUACAAGAUAUACAUCAGAAAAUAAUGACUCGUUGCCAAGAGACAAAUGCAAAAUUGGAGGAAAUGGCGAAUGCACUGGAUGGGGCUAACAUUGAUCUGCAGAAUGUCAACAAUAAGUUCAUGGCCCUGAGCAAUAGCCAAUUUAUUGAAAGUAGAGUUUACGAAGAUGAUAUAGUUGUUACUAACGAAGAUACCACAACUAAGCCAUUACCUCUAAAGGAUCCAGAAACAGAACUGACAAACUUAAAACAGAGCCUUAAGACUUUGGAAUCAAUGCACGAGUGUGUUAGAAUAUUGAACAGCGAAAGUGAUUCCGAUUCAGAUGAUGAUGAUGGCAGAAUGGUAUUCAGGCCUAAAGAUCUGUAUUCUCAGCGACCAUUACCUCAUAUCAUAGGAUCACAAGCAUGGAAGAGGAAAUGGCAUGCUGGUCUUAUAGCAGAAGACAGUGACAGCGAUAGUUCAACAUCAAAGGCAGCUGAAGCCGCACCUGACCAGUACUCGGUGUCUGAAUCUGAGGAAUCUGACAUACAAACUGACAGAUUGAAUAUACCACAGAGAACGAUAUCAUCAAGCAGUUCAAUGGUGGAGUCAGAGCAGAGUGCGCCACCAACUGCAGUCAGUCAGGCGCACAUCGCUGCUGAGUUGGCGCGCAAACUGGCCGGCAACUUACCUGAGAUUCCAGUAAGAACGCCAGAACCAGAGAUAACAAAACCCCAGCAAGUUCCCGCCGUUUAUAAACCACAAAAACCUCCUACUUCUACAAUAUUCUUCGAUGAACCACCUCCUCUGGAUGACACAUAUCAAUCAGACGGAGACGACUACAACGACGAAGACGAUGAUAUAUUUGCAGAGUUGCACCAAAAUAAACCAACUGUUAGUACAAAUAAAGACCAAAGUCGUUUGAACGAAGAUCUUUUUGGUGGCCUAAACAAUUCUAGUAAUACUGUUGACAUAUUUGGAUCUGAGCAGAAAGAAACUAUUAAACCAAAUUAUGAGGAAACUGAACCUGCUAAAGAUAAGAAACCAAUCGGUGGAAUCUCAGUUUUUGGAUCUAUGAAAGGAACCGAAAGUAUUGGAGCUUCAAUUUUAAAACGUAAUCCACGCAAAACUUACAGUUCAGAUGAAAGCGAUGAAGAUAUGUUUAAAAGUAAUCAGAAAUCCAUACAAACUGGAUACACUGAAGGCGUACCAUCGAAAAAUAAUGCCAAUACAGUAACAAAUAAACCUAAAGAUGAGACACAAACAGAUAUACAAGAUAAACCAGAGACUAAAGAAAAGAAACCUGGGAAACCAGAAAGAGAUAUCUUAGAUGAUCUAUUCAGCAAAAAUAAGCCUAGUCAAAUUAAAAGCAAAGAUACCAAGCAAGAAUUAAUUACAAAAGACAAAGACCUCUUCAGUGAUAACCUUUUUGAUGAUAUUGAUGACAUUUUCACAGAUAAUAAAGUACCUAUAAAAGAAGCUAAUAAAAAUGUAAAAUCAAUAUUUGAUGAUGAUGAUGGUGAUGACGAUAUAUUUGCAAAUGUCACAGUUAAUGAAACUAAUGCACCCAAAAACAACGUAAACGAAGCAAAAGACUUAUUUGAUAGUGACAGUGAAUUGUUUUCAGAUAUUCCUAUAAAAACUAAUAUAGAACAGCCUUCUAUAAGCAAAGUUGAUAAUAAUGCAAUUAGUGAUAAGAAAAAUAUUAAAAGUAUUUUUGAUGAAGAUAGCGAUGAUGAUAUAUUUUCUAAUGUUCAAAUUAAAUUAACUUCACAAGAAUUUGAUGAUAAAUUGAAAACUGAAGUUACUAAUAAAAGUAUAGAUUUUGAAAAAGAAAAUUCCAAUUCCUCUUCUGAGUUAGCAACAGAUCCUAAAGCUAUAAAUGUUGAUUCAUUCAAGAAUGAUUCAGAAAGUCAUGGAAACAAUUCUCAAAAUGAUACUAAGAUUGAAAGCGACAGUGAAAUAUUUGCUACUAAAAUGGAAAAUACUCCCCUACCUUCACUACCUACUGAACAGUCUCCCGCAGACAUAUUCAAUGAUAUAUUUACCGAUGUACCACCAGACUUUGAAAAACCGAAAGAACCUAAAAAAAGUAAAAACAUCAACGCACUUUUUGAUGAUGAUUCAGAUGAUGAAGCAUUAUUUUUCAAAAAAGAUGAUGCAAUAUCUGACGAAAAACCUGACGUUAGUUCUACGGUUAAAGAUGAUCUAUUCAGGAUAUUUAGUGAUGAACCACCUGCUAUUGAUAUAGAUUUGCCGACAGAAACUACAAAUGAAGUCAGUGAACCAGAGUUGCCAAAGCAAAUUUUAUCUAAAAACCUUGAUGAAUUGUGCAACCAACAACCAAAAUUACAUGAUGGGAAUCAAACAAAGGACUUCAAAGAGAAAGAAAUCGUUCAUAAAGUUAAUGAUGAUAUUGAUGGUAGUAAAAAAACUAUUGGAAAACUUAAAGCUAUGAAUUUAAACAUAAAUGUUAAUACAUUAUUACCUGGUGCUUCUCCUAAUAAAUCUAAACCCAUCGAAGAACCUGACGGACUUUUAUCCAUCCCGGAUACAGAUAAACAAAACGACACAGAAGAAAUAGUGUCAACGCUUGUGAAAUCUGUCAGCUUCGAAGGUGACGCGGAUUCGGAACUUCUAAACAAUAAAUUGUCUAAAGAAAGAGCUAAAAUUCAAGUUAAAAGACGACCAUCUACAAGAAGAGCUAGGCGAGAAGCUGUUAAAAAAUCAGGCAUUGAUUUCGGCAGUACUGACUCAACAGACAACUCUAGUUCAAUAGACAGUCCAAAAAGUACAACAAAAACAGUUGUAAGUACAGAAAGAAAUGUCAAAUCUAAAGUUGUAUAUAUUUUAAACGACGAAGAUAUAUUUACGAAUGUUAAAACGGAGAAAAACGGCAAUGAAAAUGCAAAAAUUCAAACUUGCAAUGAAAAUUUACAAACUCCCGUGAAUAGUACUGAAAUUUUCGUUGAAGACAUUUUUAAACAAACUCAGUCUUCCAAAAUAGAAAGUGAUUCAAUUAAAUCGUUAAAAACUAUAGACAAACAACAGACAAUCGAAAAAGAAAAUAUAAAUUCUUCAACAAAACCCGACAACUCUCAAAAACCAGCAAAAUGUAAAGCAUCUAUAUUUGAUGAUAUGAGCGAUGAGGAAACUGAAUUAUUUUGUAAUAAAAAACCAGUUGUCACAAAUACUAAAAAUAUAUUUGGAUGUGACAGUGACGAAGAACUUUUUGGAAACAACAGCAAGAAAUCUGUAGAUAUAGUCGAAAAGAAAUCAACUAUUAAGGUUGACGUGAAAAAAUCGUUAUUUGACGACGAUAGCGGAGAUGACCUCUUUGGUGGUGGAAAGAAUACAGGAAGAAGUAUAUCAAUAAAGCCUAAAGAAAUAAAACCAACGAAAACAGAGGCUGUUGUCAAAGAUCCUUUAUCAUUGCUUUCUGAUGAUGAUUAACAUCAGCUUAGAAUUUUAUAUUCAAAAAUGUACCAGAACAAAUUAUAUAGUUAACACUUUCACUGCUGUCUGGCAAUUCCGUUUUCAUACAGAAAAGGCAUUAAAGGUGUUAAAGAAUUGUUAUAAAUCUUCAAAUAUCUUGUCGGCUCAAGUACACAUCUGUACGGAGCCGCCAAGAUAUUUGAUAAUUACUAUACAGUUGUAUUUACUACUUAAGCGAAUUAAUGCAGGCAUAGUGCCAAUGUAAUUAAAAAAAUUAAAAUAUCUAUUGUUAAAAUUUUAACUAUUUUUAAGAUAAAAAGCUAUAGUAAACUUAAGUGCAAAUGUCAAUCAUUCCAAUAUAACAAUGAGAUUUAUAAAUAUAUA
This is a messenger RNA of Papilio xuthus (Asian swallowtail), 4196 nucleotides long. It is a transcript of the gene FAM21, whose product is annotated as Family with sequence similarity 21. Lineage: Eukaryota; Metazoa; Arthropoda; Insecta; Lepidoptera; Papilionidae. The record is from RefSeq and is a predicted model, not a curated record. The coding region runs from base 318 to 3830 and encodes 1170 amino acids. The transcript has 13 exons.